Messenger RNA from Eurytemora carolleeae, 7075 nucleotides. Its product is annotated as trichohyalin. NCBI's taxonomy places the organism in Eukaryota, Metazoa, Arthropoda, Copepoda, Calanoida, Temoridae. Bases 36 to 6605 code for a protein of 2189 amino acids. The transcript is spliced from 15 exons. The record is from RefSeq and is a predicted model, not a curated record. Gene Ontology annotation, molecular function: zinc ion binding.
GUUUGAUUGAUUGCUUUUAGAAGAAGGCGUUAAAGAUGUCGAUCUUCUACAAGCUCGGUGUGGAGAACAAGGACGCGUCUGCGGUCCGGUGUGACGGGAUGGAGAUGAGUGUCAAGGAUUUAAAGCUUGCUAUACUGGAUCAAAAGAAAUUUAACAAUUCCACAGAUUUCGAUUUCACUGUUGCAAACCCGCAAACAAAAGAGGAGUAUAAUGAUGAAUCCACAAUACCACGUGGAACAACUGUAGUAGUCGGCAGGAAACCUAUGCCGAGGGGAGAAAAGAAGGUUUGGAGAGAAGAAAGAAAUCUUGGAGUGAAAGACUUGAAUUCUGAUUCCUCUCAAGUUACGAGCACCUCAGAGGAGGGUCGUCUGGAGCAGGUUAUUGCCCAGUCUGGAAAUGAGUAUGGAUCGGAACACUGGGAAAGAAUCAGGAGACAGAGAGCAAGCAGACCAUUAGCUGGAGAAGCUCCUCGACUAGAGAAGAGAGCAGCAGCUGGUAUACCGGCAACCAUGCUGGUCAACGUAGACGAUUCUUCUAAAUCAAUAAAGAUUGACAACCAAGGGCAGACCCUGAUGACCUUGGUAGAGAAGGAGGGAUACAGUCAGAAUAAGAUGGAGAAUAUGGAUUGGUUGAACGAGACAGAUCAGAUCGAAGGUAAGAGUACUGCGAAGAAGAAGAAGAGUACACUAGAUGAUGAUGUACUGUGUGGAGUCUGUACAGAAAUGAUGACGUCAGCUGUACUGCUCCCCUGCUGUGCAGGAGCAGCUUGUGAUAUGUGUGCCCGGGAAUAUUUGAUUGAGAAUGAUAAUGUUUGCCCGCUGUGCAAGGAAACUAAUCAGUCUCCGGAGGAGAUAGUUCCAGCUCUAGGAGUUAGAAUCAAGGUUGCUAAACUAGGAGGACAGCCCCUAAAGCAUGUCCCCCGCUCUACCCCUAUCCGGAAUCUAGCUCGAGAUACCAGAAAACUAGAGGAAGCUGUCCUGAAAAGCUUGACUGAUAAUCCUCUCUCUCCAGACAAUUUACCGGUAUCAGAUACACCAGUAUCCAACCCUUGUACAGAGCUUGACAGACCGAACUCGGGGUUAUCCGACUCCAGUCCAUCCCAGGAGACCAGGUUUGUUCCUACCCCGGAGAAACAGCACCCUGAGAGUCCCGGGUUUAAGUCAGGUGUAGGGAUGGAGAGGGUAGAGGGUGUGACCCCGACUCCGACGGAUCCUCCGACCCCGUUGAAUGAUGAGAAGUCCUCCCCCGGAGAAGAAGCUGUUAGUUCAUCUAACCUUCGGCCUCCGAGUCAGAUGAAGGAAGGCACUAAGGAUCCCUCCCCUGACACCACUGGUGAUGGUAUUGAGGAGGUGUAUACUAUAUCUACUGUGGGGGCCACCAGACAGCAGAGGACACAUGCUGACUACCACGCUAGCUACAGUUCAUCUUAUCCUCUUCCUUAUCCUCAUCCUCCUGCUCCAGAUUAUUAUUCUCAGUCUCAAUAUUAUCAAACCCAUCCCCCGCCAGUUCAUUCACAGAAAGGCAAUACCUAUAAAUACGACGAGGCCGAAGAACAGGAGAGAUGGAGGAGAGAGGAGGAAUCGAGAACUGCUCGGAGACAUGACAGAGAUAGAAACUACCGAGGGAGGGAUGGAAGAGGGGAUAGAGAUAGAAGGGAUGCUAGAGGGAUGGAUAGAGAUGGAAGAGGAAGAGACGGACGGUACGAAGAUAGAGGAGCAGGAUAUGACAGAAGAUAUAACAGGGACUAUCCUAGGGAUAGAGAACGUGGAAGGGAAAUUAGGAGAAGUCUUGAACGAGAUUACGAUGCAAGACGCCACCCGGAGCACAGUAGAUCUCACUAUGAAGAAAGAGAAAGGUUUCGGGAGCCAGGGCGGGAUUACUAUAGGAAAAGAACCCCUAGUCCUGAGUUACGCACUGAUCCACCAGGGUCUAGGAGUUUGCGAGAAGAUAUAGAGAAGAGAGAUGAUGGUUCUCCCGGCGACCGGAGUCAAUCCGUCUCACGAGAUGCAGAUCCAUCUCCUCUUAAUUCUUCUCCCCCGUCUCCUGUUAAAGAGAAAAAAGAGAAAAGGAAGAAGAAAAAUAAGGACAAGCCGACAAAAGAAUCCGAUGAAUCGCCUGACAGUAUGAAAUCGGAUAAAUCUAAGAAGGAAGAAUCUAGAAUAGAACUAAAGAAACUUGUUCAAGGUUUUAAGGAAAGAGCAAAGAGUAAUUCUGGGAAUUCCGAUUCUAGCGGGGACAAGGAGAAGAUUAAACAGCAGUUAGAUACAGUCGGAGAUCUUAGAAUGCUUCUCAAGGAGAGGAAAAGAAAGAAGGAGGAAACUGGUCAGGGACCCAUAGAUUCUAGUACAGAGGGUAGUUUAGAUCGGUCCCGAGGAACUCCAAGUAGAGAGAGAGGUCAAGAGAGAUCAAGGAACGAAAGAUCUGGUAGAGAUAGAGCAAGCACUGAAAGAACAACUAGUCGUGAGGGACGCCGUGAAAGACUAAGCGAAGAAAGAUCACGCCUCGAAAGGCAAAGUCCAGAAAGAACUCGCCGAGAAAAACUCAGCGCAGAAAGAACACGACGUGAAGAACCCAGUUCAGAGAGAACGCGCCGUGAAAGACCAAGUUCUGAAAGGAUAGGUCAGGAAAGACCAAGUGUUGAAAGGGCAGGUCGAGAAAGACCAGGUAGCGACAGGGAAGGUCGUGGACGAGGCAAUCUGGAUAGAAAAGACCGAGAAAGACCCAGCGCUAAUACAGAGCGUGAUAGAUCAGGACGGGGUAAAGGUUUUCAUGAUAGAACGGAAAGAGGACAACGAAGCCCUGAUAUGAUGCACCGGGGUGGACACGACAGAUCAGGCCGGGAUAGGAUGAGCCCAGAAAGAGGAGUUCACCGAGGAUUCAGUCCCUCAAGAGGUUUACGGAGAGGUAGUUCAGAUAUGCGGAGGAGUCCAGCCAGAGACGAUCAUACUAGACGCAGACCUGGAGGAUUAGGAAGAUUAGGAUCUGGAGUAAAUGAUAGAAACCCUUCUCCUGAUUUAUCCCGUCCUACACGGGAGGGUUCUAGUUGGUCUACUCCGGAUAGGGCAAGCAGGGACAGACCAGACGAUAGAAGAUCUAGCCGUGAUUCAAGAUUAGCAGAUCUUGAGAAAACAGAUAAAAGAUAUACCAGAUCACCCCUAGAGACUAGGGAGAGACGGAGGGACAGAGAUCCACAAGAUUCUAGAGUUGAACUAGAUUCUAAAGAUCUGCAAAUCUUGGAGGAACUUCGGUCGGCCCGAAAUCCUGAGCCCAGACAUAUUUCAAGAUCUAGAUCUCCAGAAUCUAAACCUGUAUCCAGGCCUGAAUCCAGAGCUGGAUCAAAUACGGAGUCUAGCAGAGCUGAAACCAUGUCCGACUCUGGGCCAGGGUCCAGAGCUGAAGAGUCUGUUGAACCCAGAUCAAGACAACAGUCUCCAGGUUCAGAUAAGGACAGGGAAGAAGAGAAUGAAAGCCUGGAACGUGAAGCCAACUUUGAAGCAAAUUCCUCUCUCUCACUGAGCUCCUCCAGUAGAUCACAUUCUAGAAACUCAAGGGGAACCAGCAAUAUAACCAGUUUCCUGGACGAUAUUGAUCAGACAGAUCAUACAGAUGAUAAACUUCCAGAACGGACAUUACAAAAUUCUCCCGUAAAACCUGCUGAGAAGAGUCCGGAGCAUAGUCCGGAGAGGUUUCCCUCCGAUGAAUCUGGUCAGGAUUCUGAUCAGGAAAUUCAAGAAGAUGAGAGUAAUCAACCUCAAGAACUAUCCCAACAGAUAGAAGAACAUGAACGUGAUGAUUAUGAGAAAGAAGAAAUUGAUAAACCUGAAGACAAAUUGAAGGAAGAAGAAACAAGAGAUGAAAGAGAAGAGUCCGAUAAAGAUUCUCAAAGUGAAGACGAGAAAAAGAGCUCACACAACUCUGAUGAAUCUGACGAGGAGGAAGAGGAUGAAGAAGAAGAUGAUGAUGAUGAUCAUGAUGAUGAGAAGAAGGAUCUUGAGAAAAGCAAGGGAACUGAUGAUUACGAACUUACCCUAGAGAUAAACGAACAUGAAUUCCUAGACUUUGAACCUCCAGUUUCCGAGGUGGUUGAGAACGCGCCAAGUUCUCCCCCGAAAAUGAAGAAAACGAAAGAAAAACUCUCAAAGAAAAAAUCUUCUGUCAAGAAAGUUUCCUCCGAAACGUCUGAGACAGUGGUUCGCCAAGAACAAUCUGAAAAGGCGGAUGACGGAGAGAAAACUGUCUCUGUUCGAAAGAGAAUGUUGGAAGAAAUGAAGAAGGAUGGAACGGAGGAGAAUACUAAAGAUCAAGAGUUAAAGCAGGACCCGGAGAAGGAUAAAUCUACUGAGAAGGAAGAACAGUCCGAGAAUGCACCGAAGAUAAAUGUAAAGAUAGAUAAUCUAAAGAAACGGGUUUACAGGAAGGGGAGCAGAGAUACAAGUCCAGAUGACAGGAACAGUAGAAAUUCAACUGACAAGAGGAAGGAUUCUAAAUCUUCUAGAGAUCGGAAAGGAUCCGAUCCGAGUGAAAGAUCGGCGGUGAAAGGGAAAGAAAAGGCAUUUGAAUGGAAGAGGGUAAAGCCUCAAGAUAAGAGCAAAGAUAGAGACCCAGAAAAAGGAAAAGAACGAGAAAAGAUAAACGAAAAGGCAGCUCCUCAAGAGAAAGAGAAAGGAAGCGAGCAGGAAAAGGAAAAAGCCAGCAAGAAGGGAACUGAGAAAUCGUCGGAGAAAACACGUGACAAGGUUGUUGAAAGGGGAAAGGAUAAAGGAAGAGAUAAAACACCAGAUAAGGAUAGAACAGAACCAUCUGGCACAAGUAGAGAGAGAGCGUCUUUAAAAGAAACUGAUAAACGUGGUUCUAAAGAUUCACCAAGGAGGAAUACAACUCCUAGGUCUAAAGAUUUAUCUAGUGAUUCAUCAAGAAAGGGUGAGAAGCCUAGGUCUAGAGAAACAUCAAGGAAAGGUGAGAAACCUAGGUCUAGAGAGUCGUCAAGGAAGGGUGAGAAACAUACGUCUAGAGAAUCGUCAAGGAAAGAAGAGAAACCUAGAUCCAGAGAAUCGUCUAGGAAGGAUGAUUACUCUAGGGCGGAGAAAAGAAGAGAUGAAGAAAUGGUUAAUGAGUCGAAAUCUUCGAAGGAUAAACGAGAAAGAAACUCUGAGCAAGAUAGAGAAAAGGCCCGAGGUAAGGAUGAAAACAGAAGACGGGAAGAAUCCCGGGAUUCUAGAUUAAGCUCCCGUAGUAGGGAUCGAUUGUCAGAGUUAGAUGUUAAACUCCCAACCAGUAAACGAGAUCAGAAGAAACAGGAAGAAAUUGCUCACAACCUUUGGAAAGCGGAAAGAGAGAGAGAUAAAGAAAGAGAAAGGGAAGAGGAACGAAGAAAAAGAAGAGAACAAACUUUACCAAAAAGAAACCCCGGUCCAGAUCUAAUAGAAGAAGUAAAAAGUUUGAAACGCAAAGAAGAGGAGAAAAGAAAACAAGACGCACGACGAAUGGAAGAUGACCGGCGUAGAGAAGUGUCAAGGCGAAGAGAAGAGGAGCGAAGAGAAUCGAGAAGAAGAGAAGAGGAGGAAAAGAAGCGACAAGAUGAGGAAAUUCGUAGAAUUGAAGAGAGAAAGUUGGCUCAGAGAAGACAAAUUGAAGAGGAUAAAAAAAUUGCGCGCGAGUUAGAGAAAGAAAAAGAAAAACAACGAUUACUCGAGGAAGAAAAAUUGAGAAGCCGCAGAGAACAAAUAGCGAAGCUGAAAGAGGAGAUUGCAAGAACGGAUUUGAAAGAGAAAGCUCUCGGAUCCCGGGAUAGUUCCGGAACACGUGGCCGGAAACGGAAACUAGGUUCUAAACCGGAAGAAGUUGUGACAGGGUCGAAGAAACUUGAAAGCAAGAAGAAGAAUAAGAAGGAGACGAUUUUGGAGAGUGAGAGCAGUGAAUCUGAUGCUGAAAGUUCAAGUGAAGAGGAGACAUCUAGUUCCUCAAGUUCAGACAGUGAUAUAGACGAGGAAUCCAUCAAGAAACUACUCGCAGAGAUGAAAAAGAAAAAGAAGAAGAAGAAGAAGAAAGCCAAGGCUAAGAAGAAGAAUAAAAAGAUGAAAACAGAACAAGAUGAAUCAGUAGAAGAGGAGGAUCUACGGAAGAAGUUGACACAAGGAGAAGAACGGAAGAAGAGGAAACUUGAACCUGCAGUAGGGCAGUCCAACUCUAAACCCGGAGUAAAGAAGAUUAGACGGGAUAUCUCUACAGACGACCUACCGGACUCUGAUUCCUCGUAUAGACGGGUUCUAGACAAAUCCCGUAAACCUGCUGAGCUCCGGAAACCUAGCUCAAGAGAGAUUUCCAAGGGGUCAACAGAACCUCAGAGACGAGUCAUAGAGGAACCAGUUCGUAGAGUUACCACCAGAGAGGAGAAAUCUAGGAAACCAGAAACAAUAGUGGCUAAAAAACUGGAAACUAAGGAAAAGAAGAGAAGAAUAUCUUCAGAUAAGAACUCAGGGACCAGUAGGUCCUGUUCUCCUGUUGUAAACAAGGUUGUGCGUAAUAUAAGAUCCCGAGCUGUGAGUAAAGAUAGAGGAGAUGUUGAACUAGAAGAAGGAGAAUAUCUAUCAGAGGAGUCGGAUUAAAUAAAUCUAGACCUACUCCCGUCCCCCCCGGCCUAUUUGAACUCCAUUCCUUAAACUACCCUAAUAUACCUUUGUUCACUGUUCAGACUGCCCUAAACUGUUUAAAUACAGGUUUAAUGUACACCUGUACACUGUAACUUGUACAGUGUACCCUGUAACCUGUACACCAGAGACCAGUACGCUAAGUGCCAAUAUUAUAAACCCUUCUUGUUUUUUUGUACAUUGUAACAAUUAUUGAAUCUGUACAGUGUAUAGUGUACAGAUAAAUGUAGUAAUGUAAAUAAAUUUUAGUUAUUUAACCUGUGCGCAAAAGUGAAUAAAUCCUCUGUCCCCUUCCAACAUGAAGUAAGUAAAUUAAAUGACCGGGGCGUGUUUGAAGAAUUAUUCACUCCAGCCACUGUUAAGCAGUUUUUAGCGUUUCCUAAAAUAAAAACUAAAUGUUUCUUGCUCUAAUAUAAUUUUGUUUUCUG